Humulus lupulus (European hop) is the source of this 3203-nucleotide messenger RNA. Its product is annotated as probable leucine-rich repeat receptor-like serine/threonine-protein kinase At3g14840. The record is from RefSeq and is a predicted model, not a curated record. Gene Ontology annotation, biological process: protein phosphorylation. Lineage: Eukaryota; Viridiplantae; Streptophyta; Magnoliopsida; Rosales; Cannabaceae. Gene Ontology annotation, molecular function: protein binding; protein serine/threonine kinase activity; ATP binding. The coding region runs from base 24 to 3044 and encodes 1006 amino acids. The transcript has 23 exons.
UCUAUAUCCUCAUUUGAUCAUAUAUGCUCAACAAUAUGGCUUCACAAUGUGAUACUGUACUAUUACUAUUUGUGCUCUUCUUGGCACCAUUUCAGUGCAAAGCCCAAUCUGGUUUUAUUCUUCCUAUGUAUGAAGUGGAAGCCGUUAAAGAAAUAGCUGCACAACUGAACAAGAAAGACUGGAACUUCGAUGACCCUUGUAGUAACAAAACCACCAUUGAUGUCCCACACACAGAUCAGUACGAAAAUGUUAUCAUCUGCAAGUGCUCUAUCUCUGAUCAAACAUGCCAUAUCCAAAGCAUUAUUUUUAAAGGGCAAGAUCUUGAUGGUGAGCUUCCAUCAGCAAUAUGGAAGCUAUCACACCUUAAGGAACUUAAUUUAGCCAGGAACUUCCUCAGUGGAUUGAUACCGCGACAGUGGGCUUUGACAAAAUUGGAAAGGCUGAGCAUUAGUGCGAACAAUUUUUCAGGGCCAAUCCCUGGCUAUCUAGGAAACAUAACCACUCUCAGAUAUUUGUCCAUGGAGAGCAACUUGCUUUCUGGAACUAUUCCCUCUGAGUUUGGGAAAUUGGUGAACUUGGAGGUGUUGAAUCUUAAAGCAAACAAGCUCACUGGAGAGUUCCAUCUCACUAGUCUCACCAAGUUGACUCAACUGAUUAUGUCAAUUGAAUAUCUUGACUCAUGCAUGUCUACUCGUUGCAGUAGGAUUAGUGGUAACAAUUUCACAGGAAAGAUGCCUGAGUUUGGAAAUUGGAAACAAGUUCAUAAAUUAGAGAUGGAAGCAAGUGGUUUCAACGGGCCAAUUCCUUCUAGUCUUUCUAACUUGACUAACUUAAUACAACUAAGAAUUACUGACUUAAAUGGGGAGAUCAGCUCAAAUUUUCCGGACGUGAGAAAAAUGAUGAAAUUAGAGAAAUUGAUACUGACGAGCUGUAAACUAAGAGGAAACAUUCCUGAAUAUAUUCGUACUUUGACGAAUUUAACUGUCAUAGAUCUGAGCUUUAAUAAACUAGAAGGGCCAGUUCCAAACUUUGGAAAUAUCAGGACAUUGGAAACGAUAUAUUUAACAAGUAACUUACUCAGUGGGCCUAUUCCAGAGUGGAUGAAGCUCAAAGAUAGUCGCAACAAAAUAGAUAUUUCUUACAAUAAUUUUUCUGAGAUAUCUGAACCAUCUACUUGCCAAGAUUCGCUCAAUCUAUUCCGAAGCACAUCUGGACAGAAAAAUAACUCAAUGCUCAGCAAGUGCCUGCCUCCAUGUCCAAAUGAUCACUAUUCAUUGUAUAUAAAUUGUGGUGGAAAACAAACUACCAUUGGAGACAUCAAGUAUGAAGGGGAUCAGGACCUGGGAGGCGCUGCAAAAUUUGUCCAGAACUCAGCCAUUUGGGGAUUUAGCAGCACUGGUGAUUUCAGGGAUAUUGAUGAUACAUCAACAGAUUACAUAGCAAACAAUGUGUCUGUAUUAAAAAUGAGCAAUUCUGAGCUCUACACAACCGCACGCCUCUCUCCUCUUUCGCUAACUUAUUAUGCUCGUUGCUUAGCAAAUGGAAAUUACACCGUGAAACUUCAUUUUGCAGAGAUAGUACUAAGAGACAACAGAUCUUAUUAUAGUCUUGGAACACGAAUAUUUGAUGUUUAUGUUCAAGGAAAAUGGGAGUUGAAAGAUUUCAACAUUGAAAAUGAAGCUAAUGGAGUUGAUAAAGAAAGUAUCAAAGUUGUUAAGGCAGUUGUGAGUCAUAAGACUUUAGAGAUCCGCCUCCAAUGGGCUGGGAAAGGGACAAGGAAUAUUCCAAGGCAAGGAAUGUAUGGUUCUUUGAUAUCGGCAAUCUCAAUAGAUUCUGAUUUCAAACCUCCAAAAAAGAGAAAAGCAACAAAGCUCAUCAUAAUUGGAGCUGUUUCAGCCUUUUGUCUUCUAUUCAUAGCGUUAGGGAUUCUCUGGUGGAAGGGCUAUCUUGGAAGCAAGGAAUCAAAGGAUGAUGGAACUGCAACAAAUAAUGAUUUGAUUUGGACAAGUACUAACUUGAAGAGAGGAAACGAUCAACCCGAGCUUCAUUUUUUUGAGUUGGAUAGCAUACUAAUGGCCACAAACAAGUUUAGUAUUACAAACAAACUUGGUCAAGGAGGAUUUGGUCCUGUUUAUAAGGGACAACUACAUGGGAAAGAAGUUGCAGUGAAAAGAUUGUCUAGCAGCUCGUCACAAGGCUACGAAGAAUUUAGGAAUGAAAUAAUAUUGAUCUCCAAACUGCAACAUAGAAAUCUUGUUAAGCUCAUUGGUUGCUGCAUUGAAAAUGGAGAGAAGUUAUUAAUAUACGAGUUCAUGCUCAACAAGAGCUUAGAUACUUUUAUUUUCGAUGAUAGAAGAAGGGUAGAGCUUGAUUGGGCCAUACGGUUCAACAUUAUUGAUGGCAUUGCGAGAGGUCUUGUGUAUCUCCAUCGCGAUUCCAGUUUGAGGGUGAUACAUCGAGAUUUGAAGGCCAGUAAUAUUCUAUUGGAUGAGAAGAUGACUCCAAAAAUUUCUGAUUUUGGAUUAGCAAGGAUUUUUGAAGGCACUUUAGAUCUAGCAAAUACUCAUAGGGUGGUAGGAACAAUCGGCUAUAUGUCUCCAGAGUACGCAUUGAGAGGAAUCUUCUCGGAAAAAUCUGAUGUGUUUAGCUAUGGCGUGUUAUUACUAGAGAUAAUAAGCGGGAAAAAGAAUACUAGCUUCAAGGAUGAGGAUCAAUACCAAGGCCUUAUUGCAUAUUCAUGGCAGCUAUGGAGUGAAGGCAGAGGAAUAGAGUUGGUGGAUGAAGCAUUAGGCGAGUCAUAUAAUGAAUCAGAGGCAUUGAAAUGCAUACACAUUGGGCUUCUGUGCAUUCAAGACUUUGCCACAGAUAGACCUUCCAUGGCUCAAGUAGCUUCCAUGUUAAGUAACCAAAUAUUUGAUCAACCUCAACCCAAACAACCUGUUUUUACUUUUCAAGCCAGCAGUAGUAGUUAUGAUCCUUCCAUACAAAGUGGUAAUAGAUGCUCUGUCAAUGAGGCCACUGUAUCAAUGGUUGAACCACGAUAAAAAAAAGAAAAACUUCAACUGUAAAUUAUGUUAAAUGCAUAUUGGGCUACACCUACGCUAUUCAAUAUUUUCUUUUAAAUUUAAUGAACUCCAUUUUGUUAAAACUUGAAAGGAAAUUACUCUAAUGAUUGCAACAAAACCAAAUGUUCUUUUUGUAGA